AUGCCACCCCCACCACCUCCUCCUCCACCUCCUCCACCAAUGGCGCCGGCAGCGCCGCCAGCGUCGUCAGCGGGAGGACUCCCCAAAGUCACUCCAGAUCGAAACGCCUUACUUGGCGAUAUCAGAAAGGGGAAAACCUUGAAGAAGGCCGUCACUAACGACAGGUCUGCCCCGCUUGUUGGUGGCUCUUCACCUUCAAAUGCUGCACCUCCAAUGUCGCCAAUGGUUCCCGCCAGUGGCCCCUCGGCACCAGCAGUCCCUUCAAUGGCUCCACAACUGGGAGAUAUAUUUGCCGGUGGUAUUCCAAAACUCAAACAUGUGUCCAAACCAAGGAACCCUACUUCUUCUCCUGGUUCAGCACCUUCGGUUCCAACGGGGAGACCCAUAGGAAGAUCUUCUAAACCACCAACUACAAAUGGCGUCCCCUCCAUACCGUCUGCUCUACCACCGUCCUUACCGUCUGCUUCACCUCCAUCCAUACCGCCUGCUCCCCCAACACCAGCUCCUCCUCUUCCCUCAGCUUCGGCACCAUCGAUUCCUUCCUUCAAUGCUCCAUCGACACCCUCAUUGCCUUCACAGAGACCAAACGUCCCCUCCAAAAGACCAAAUACAGCCUUCCCAAAAUCGUCUGCUCCACCACAGCUACCUUCCCUAUCGGCUCCACCUCUUCCUGGAUCCACUCCUCCACCUCUUCCGUCGGGAAACGCUUUACCAUCUGCUUCGUCAUCUUCAUCACCACAACCUCCUCCUCCUCCACCACCACCACCACUUAGUGGUAAUGCUCCUCCUGCUCCGUCAAAACCAUCAUCAGGCGCAUCGGCUCCUCCAAUUACAGCCGGUGGACUACCAUUUUUAAAUGAAAUCAACAAGAGAAGAGAUGACCGGUUUGUUGUUGAUGAUGCAAAGGUCUCAAAAGCUAGCGGAGGCAUUCCACCAUCACCACAACACAAGGAUCCUUCACUGCCUUUAACCUCGGCACCUCCUGUGCCUUCCUCUCAUGCACCAAAUCCACCGAAUCUACCGUCUGCUCCUCCUCCUCCUGCUUUAGCAACAAACACUCGCUUGCCAAAUAGGCCUUUUGCAUCACCUUCUCCUUUUACAAAUUCGCCAAAGCCACGUUCACCAUUGCCAAGUAGGUCGUCACCGCAACCUCCUCCACUGCCAUCUUCUAGUGCUCCUCCACUGCCAUCUUCUAAUGCUCCCCCACUGCCAUCUUCUUGUGCACCCUCACCUCCUCCUGCUCCUCCUGCUCCUCCUGCUCCUCCUGCUCCUCCUGCUCCUCCUGCUCCUCCUGCUCCUCCUGCUCCUCCUGCUCCUCCUGCUCCUCCUGCUAUUUCCGGCUCCUCAUCCUCAAAGAUUACUUCAUCUGCUCCUAAAACAUCAGGUUUAGGUGGAGGUUUACCUUUUCUUGAUGAAAUAAACCAGCGUAGAAACGAUAAAUUUGUUGUUGAUGAUAACAUAGUUGCCCAGAAGAAAAAGCAAACAACAAGUGCACCACCGGCCCAAGAAACUAUCGAAGUAAAGAGCUCUGUACCAUCAGUACCUUCUACUCCUCAACCUAGCGGGAAUCCAUUGUUAGAUGAGAUUAUGAAGAGAACUCACCAGAAACCAUCUUCAUCAACUCCUCCUGUGGCGCCUUCUGUUCCUCCUCAACAUACCUCUCCUCCGAAGACAAUACCCACCAACGCUUUUUCAAAAGAGACAUCUGCUUCUCAUUCAUUAUCAUCUGCACCUCCGGUCCCCCCAAGUAUACCGCCAAGUAUACCUCCAAGUAUACCUUCAAGUACCGGCGCUCCAUCGCCGCCACCGCCACAACCACCGCAAGUUCCACCAAUGUCGACUCCGUCUCCUCCCUCCUCUCUCUCGCAUCCUCCUCCACCCCCUCCACAACAAAAAACAGCGGUAUCCACACUUGCACAUACCCCGUUGCAACCUGAUACUUCAGAUUCUAUCAGUGUCUUUUCUUCUUCUACAGUUAGCACAAAAAAGAAAGCACCGCCGCCACCUCCUCCGCCAUCUGCCCCUGCUCCUUCUUCUGUGGAUCCAUCUUUAAAUAAUGCACCAGACCUUUCGUGCUUAAACCUGAAUUCAGAACCAGUGCAACCAGUUGUUAAACAUCAAGAAGGACUAUUUGGAGGAAUUGGAUCUAAAUUGAAGCUUGGAAAAUAUCAUCACCAACGUGGACCAAGCAAUACACAAACUACAGAUCAGAUUGUGCAGCAACAAAUUGCUGGUAACCAGAUUAGAAAGAUAGACGUUUCGGCUUAUACAAUCACUGGCUCAAGUAAUGGGGCACAGUUAGCUACAUCAAACGCUGGCUCUACAAAAGCGAGCGGAAGUUUAAAAAUUGAAAACCCAAGAUUCAAAUUCGAAAAUCAGAUAGAUAUACCUAAACCUCAUAAAUACGAAGGUAGGAUCAAGUUAUAUCCGAGUGGUAGAGGAAGCAGUAUGCCGCUAAAUCUUUCUGAUUUUUAG
Pichia kudriavzevii is the source of this 2475-nucleotide messenger RNA. RefSeq lists its product as uncharacterized. NCBI's taxonomy places the organism in Eukaryota, Fungi, Ascomycota, Pichiomycetes, Pichiales, Pichiaceae. The transcript has a single exon. Gene Ontology annotation, molecular function: actin binding. The coding region runs from base 1 to 2475 and encodes 824 amino acids. The record is from RefSeq and is a predicted model, not a curated record.